ACUGGGAUCACUCAAACCCCCAGAACUGAGCCUCAACUUUAGUCAAUCUUCUUUGAAUGGAACUGUCAGCUGAUACCGAUGGCUAUUGCGUGUAAAUAAAUAACUUCAUGUGUUGAAAGACCGUCUGACACAGAUCCCAAACGCCAAUCGCUAAGGCCUCCGGCAUGAAGUUCCGUAGCUGGAGAGAGUCUCGAGAAUGUUACAGCGAUGAUGAAAAGAUCAUCUGCAAAACCAAACGUAGGAAGUCACUAUGUCCAUCCGUUAACUGGAAUUUGUUGCAUGAUAGACAACCAGCGGAGAUUGCAGAAUCCUCUGCUUCGCAAAUGAGUGUUGCGCUGUUGGGGGUUUCAACAUCGACUGUUACCGGUUAUGAGGAAUUGAAUUCAAAAUUUUCUCGAUUUACACCCAACGAUUUCGUGAAUAUCAACCUGAGGGCUUUGGAACAUGAGGGGCUCAUCCACAUAAUGCACUCAAAUAAACUUCCCGAGAUUACAGUUGACAUCCGAAAAUUGCGACUGAACAUGGCAGUGGUAAAUACGUGGAAUGAGAUGUGGCUGCUGUUGCCAAAAGAGGGUUUCAUCGAGAAGAAGCGAAAACUCCGCAGAGUUUGCCGUUGCAUUUCCAGUAAAAAAGAGAAUGUAGCGAUUGGCAGACAAUUGCAGAGAACAGAAAUUGUGAUAAAUCCCUGUAAGACAUUUUCAACCGAGGUACAUGUUCAAGACGACCCGUGUAAAAAACUAAACGAACUCAGUAUAAAUUCCGAUCCUGUCACCGACCACGAGCUCGCGUCGAAAAUGUCAACUCUGUCAUGCAGUCAAAACAGCAUCACAGACAGGGGCCAAAAUCAGGCUGAACUCCUAGACGAGUGGAAGAUGUUCAUGGCAGAUUUCCUGAUCGACAGGAUCGACGGUGAAAUCAGUAAUCUGAACAUCAAUGAAAUCGAUAACGAUACAAAUAACGAAAUUCCCGUCAUCCGUUCACACAGUGAAACUGAUUUCAAUGUCUGUAGCGGAAACGAGAAAAAGAGAAAUUUGCAUAAUAAUAUUUAACACGUAACUGAAAUAAUGACUAAUUGAGAAAAAACGUCUAAUACAAUCCCACCUUAUGGCCAUUUAUUACUUUGUAAACACUGGGUGCCUGGGCUAGUUGAGCCUAGCCUAAGGUUUUUAAUAUAAAAGUAUAUAAAACGUUGAUAAAGCUAGAGAUAGAUACGUUGUAAUUAUGCCAUCGAUAGGAGACUUGCAGAGUUCGUUGAACCUGAUAAGAAUCACAUUUGUCGUUAUUGCACUUGUAUCCAGGGAAAGUUUAUAAACAAGGUAAACCGUACUCAAUACUGCCUUCAUCACACGUCAAUUGUCUUCGAAGAAAAUGGCAAUUGAUUCUUUUCAGGUGAUUUUCCUAAUUAUACGAAUUAGUCAGUCACGUGAGGCUCAACAGGGCUACGUUUUUCUUAACGUUCGGAAAAUGAUUUUUUUCCGAAACUCGAACUCAGUAAAUUCGAAAGUCAAAAUCAUAUCAUGCAAAAUCAUGCAAAUGGUGAUUUCUAGUGUUUAAAAUUAAGACUUUAUAAAGAAUUUUUAACCAGACUCCUCUUAUUAUAAUUCUUCUUAAAUAUUUAGAGUAUUUUGAAGAGAUUUAGAGCGGAUAAUUAAACUGAGAGCUUCAGAAGUUCAAAUAGCAAUAUAAUUACAAAAUGUCUGGAAACCUGGGAUGCAACGUCUCGCUAAUAGAAGCUCAGCAAUUCCCCUGCAAUCGCAAUAAACGAUUCCACUGGAAAAAUGAAAUGCCAAAGUACUCGAAUAUCCUCAAAACCCCACUUGUAACCGAUUGCUAAAUUCCCGGUAAAUGAAAGGUUUCAACAAAAAUUCACCGCCAAUCCCGAAGGCCAGCCAGACAAAGAGCGCUAAAGUCACUGGUGGAAAAGUAGCCGUUCAAGGCCAAUCAACUCGAUUAUUCGUAUAUAAACUUGCGUCCGGACUGAUCCCGAGCAAUGAAUUCAUUAAAUUCAAUUCUCCAAAUUCCACCCGAAGCAACAAAAAAAAAAUCGGAGCAAAACCAUUACGAAACAAAGAGAACGUCCCAAUGAGAAUUCCUAUGCCAUUGUUGGAAUAAUAGUCGUUAAUUAAAGAAUUGUGCCACUAAUCCAAAAACUGUUAAUAAAGAAGAAUGCUAAUGACAAGAA
Messenger RNA from Fopius arisanus, 2182 nucleotides. RefSeq lists its product as uncharacterized. NCBI's taxonomy places the organism in Eukaryota, Metazoa, Arthropoda, Insecta, Hymenoptera, Braconidae. Bases 165 to 1049 code for a protein of 294 amino acids. The transcript is spliced from 3 exons. The record is from RefSeq and is a predicted model, not a curated record.